AUGAAUACAAAUGAACAAUGGUGUGACAAGUAUUCACCACUGACGUCACAAGAGUUAUGCUUACAUCCACGGAAAUUGAAAGAUGUGAAAAAACUACUUAGUGAUGUUAUCAAUAGAGAAAAUAAACAGUGUCGACUCAUUGCACUUACAGGACCAUCGGGCUCAAGCAAGUCAACAACGGUUAAAGUUCUAGCGAAUGAACUAAUUAAAGAAAAACAAAUAGAUUCAGAUAUAAAAUUCAACAGUUUCAUCAAUGAAUCUGAAAACAACGAUGAAAAAUGGAUUGAAUAUUUAGAUACCAUAAUAAGCACGAUCCCGCAGCCACAGCAAUUUUCUGAAUUCUUACAAAGUUGUAAAUACCGGAUUGGAUCGAGCUUGUCAGUGAUUAUCAUUGAAGAACUACCGAAUGUUUUUCAUACGGAAACGUUGAAAAACUUUCGUCAGGCAUUGAGCGAAUGGGUUUACACUAGUGAAGAAGUCGAAUUGCCGCCAUUAGUUUUAUGUUUAACUGAAGUUGAAUUGGACGAUACUAGAAGAGAUUAUUUUAAUAUCGAGAACAAUUUGUCGUUGGAUACUUUAUUGGGAAGAGAAUUUUUAAAUAGUGGGAAAAAUUCAGGAAAAAUUGAAGUUAUUAAAUUCAAUCCUAUUGCAAAAACUUAUGCUAAGAAGGUUAUGGGUAGUAUAAUUAAGCAAGAGCAACAAAGUUUGAAUAAGUUGAACAAGAAACAAAUUGAUGAAUUUUCAAAUAAAAUAAUUGAGACUGGAGAUAUAAGAUCAAUUAUAUCAAAUUUACAAAUGUGGAGUAAAUUACAAUCUAUUAAUAAAGCGCCUAAUUUAAUGGAUGAUAUGUUUUUAAGAGAGAAUCAAAUCACUUUAUUUCAUGCCAUUGGUAAAAUCAUAUUUUCAAGUUCCAAAUAUCAGAACUUACAGAAUGAAGAAUUAAGUGAUUAUUAUUCAAUUGAAUCAGUAAUAAAGAAUUAUAGUAAUAAUGAAUUGCUAACGUUAUCAAUUUUAGAGAAUUAUCAAAUAUAUAAUGAUCUGAAUUAUGAUAUUAAAAUAGCAAGCGAUAUUGUUGAGAAUUUAAGUUUGAAUGAUAUAAUGAAUAAUCUUGACGAAGGUAAAGAGAUUGGAAUGAGAGGAACAAGAAGUAAUUUGAGAAAAGUUGGGGAUACAAAGCAUAAGACCCCGAUGAUUAAGUUCCCCCGGCAAUUCAAGAUGAUGAAGGAGUUUAAUCGAACUAAGAAUGAAAUCAGGAAUUAUCAAAGGUGGUGUAAUGAGUUAAGAGAGAAUUUCCAAACGUUGAAUUUGGUUGACGGAUACUAUGUACCCGAGAUCUUCAAUUCGUUUAAAUAUAAGUAUAAGUAUGGUCGAUCAAAGUAUGAUUAUAAUAGAUUAGGAGGUAAAUUUCGAAAGAUAUUUGCCCAAGAUACUAUACCAAUCGAAGAAAAUGAAGAAGAAAUUGGCACAGAACUUGAUCAAUUCCAAGAAGAUAUCCAGAAACGAAAGAUGAUGAAUGAAAAUACCAAAGAGGAAGAAGUAUUGAGUGAAGAAAUCGAGGAUAGCGAAGAUGACGAAUUUAAUGAUUCACUUGACGGGAGACAAUUUGAUAAUUUAAUAAGCCAAACCCAGAAUAAAGCAAAUAAUGAAGAAGAGAGUGAUUUUGAAAUUCUGGAUGAUCCAGAAUUGGAUUUACUACUUUCCCAAAGAAAUAAAAAGUAA
Messenger RNA from Hyphopichia burtonii NRRL Y-1933, 1719 nucleotides. RefSeq lists its product as uncharacterized. The transcript has a single exon. NCBI's taxonomy places the organism in Eukaryota, Fungi, Ascomycota, Pichiomycetes, Serinales, Debaryomycetaceae. Gene Ontology annotation, biological process: DNA repair; mitotic DNA replication checkpoint signaling; DNA damage checkpoint signaling. The record is from RefSeq and is a predicted model, not a curated record. The coding region runs from base 1 to 1719 and encodes 572 amino acids. Gene Ontology annotation, molecular function: chromatin binding.